Molecule: messenger RNA, 1571 nt
Organism: Asterias rubens (European starfish)
Lineage: Eukaryota; Metazoa; Echinodermata; Asteroidea; Forcipulatida; Asteriidae
Product: allantoicase-like
Exons: 12
Coding region: 224-1423 (399 amino acids)
Biological process (GO): allantoin catabolic process
Molecular function (GO): allantoicase activity
Source: RefSeq, a predicted model, not a curated record
AUAUCAGCAGUUUGUUGUUGACAGAUUCGUCCUGACACGAUCGAAAGACGGAGUCGUGACUGAUUAGUUACCGACAUCUUCCGGGACCUGAAAAUAUUCCAUUCCUAUUAUUUUAGAAUAAAUCAUGUCACUGUCACUGACCGUAUUCUAGACCCUGUACGCUGUACUCCUUAAGUCUUACCUUGGAUUGAUGAUCAGGCAAUAACUACAGUUCAAAAUUAGAAUGGCGGAGCAUCCAUCAACAACAUCAGCCAGUCAUUCACAACAAUCUGUACCAGACUUCGUUGAACUGAAUGACCUCAUCAGUAAUAGGAUUGGAGGGAAGAUUUUGUUUGCGACUGAUGACUGGUUUGCUGUUGCUGAGAACCUCCUGAAUCCUGAGCCAGCACAGUGGAAGGAAGGAGAGUUUACAAAAUAUGGUAAAUGGAUGGAUGGUUGGGAGUCUAGAAGGAAACGAAUCGCUGGUCAUGAUUGGUGCAUCAUUCAACUAGGUAUCUCUGGUUUGAUACAUGGAGUGGAUGUAGAUACGUCUUAUUUCACUGGAAACUAUGCUCCAAGAAUCUCCAUCCAGGCGGCAUGUCUUGGAGACGAUAUUGUUUUCCCAAAGAGAACUGCUACAAUGGGUUCAGCUGCAAGUGACAAAGACAAAACAGAAAUUGAGAAGAUGGGAAUUAACGAGUGGGAGGAUAUCGUAGAAGUUACACCCCUUCAACCAGGCUAUAAGGAUACCUGUCAUAACUACUUUACUGUGAACUCAACUAAGAGGUGGACCCACCUACGCCUUAAUAUGUACCCUGAUGGUGGUAUAGCUCGACUGCGGGUGUAUGGAGAAGCCGUUCCUAAUUGGUCAAAAGUGUCUCCUCAUCAGUUAACCAACCUUGUUGCAGUAGAAAACGGAGGGGUCUGUCUUGGUUAUAGCGAUGUCCACUUUGGUCAUGCAAGGAAUCUUCUUACUUUACCGCGGUCACUAACAAUGGCUGAUGGAUGGGAGACAGCUAGAAGACUUGACCGACCUGCCAUACUUGAAGCAGAUAACCAUGGAGUUUUAAAAGUACAAGGCUGGGAGUGGGCUGUCUUCAGACUAGGCCAUCAGGGAUGCAUUAAAAGGAUUGAAAUUGACACGAAUCAUUUCAAGGGCAAUUAUCCAGAUUCCUGUUCGAUAGAGGGGUGUAUUAUGUCAAGUGCUAAUGAGAAACGAUGCCAUGCUUACAGAAGUGGCAAGACCAGAGGAGAUUUUUCAGACUGUAUGUGGACAGUGAUUUUACCUCCUAGUAAGCUCUCGGCACAUAAUCAACAUUUCUAUGAAUCCACAGUCGUUGAUGUUGGUCCUGUCACCCAUGUACGUCUUAUUAUGCGUCCGGAUGGCGGCAUAAGUCGUAUGCGUCUUUGGGGAUACAUUCAUAAAAUCGCUGCCAAAAUGUAACUUAAGCAACUUAGACCAAUGUAAGAACUUACUACCCAGUAGUGAAGGUAAUAACAAGAAGACCCCUCAAUCCACUUAAAGACACUGGACACUAUUGGUAAAUGUCCAAGACCAAUCUUUGUAUCUCAACAAAUGCAUAAAAUAACAA